GGAGAAGAUAUUUGGUUUUUAACAGAUAACGAUGAACUUUAUCAUUGGAGCCCAAUCAUAAAACAUUUAAUAUAUAAGGAUUCCAAUGUUUUAGAUUUUGCUGUUGGAUCAGAUGGAACAGUUGUUCUUAUUAAAAAAGAUAAUGAAGUAUAUAUCAGAACUAUUCAUGCUAAUAAAUGGUAAAACAUUUUUUACAAUAUCAAGUUUGGAAAGUAGAAUUAGUGAUGGACAAUUUAAACAUCAAAAAAUUUCCAUUUGUGAUUACAAUAUGAUCUUUACUACUGAUUCUGAAAACCAUUUCAUUAAAGGUAUUUAUGAUAUUAAAACUGAUAGAUAUGAUUGGAUAUGCGUUGAUUGUAAAAAUGAUUAUUAUCAAAUUUCUUGCGCUCCUCAUGAUUAUUCAUUGUGGAUCAGAGGUGAUGGUGAUUACAUUUACAGAUAUAUAUCUAAUAAUAAACAUAUUGUUAGAUCGGAAGCUCUAUUUAAGUAUAUCAAAGCUCUUUCUGACCAACACGCUAUUGGAAUAGAUAAUACUAAUGAUUUAUGGGAAUAUAAAGAUGGUAAUUGGCAAUGGAAAAAUAAGAACGUUAAAAGUGCAUCCAUUAAUUAUGCUGGUGGAGAAAUUUUUAUCAUUUAUUAUUGAUAAUACAUCUUUGUAUUUUUAUACAAAUUAUUAUCAAAUUAUUAUUAUUUAAUAAUUAUAGUUACUUGAUGGGAGAAUAGAGAAGACCCAUCCAAUAAGUUCAUUCAUUCAGCGGUGACCAAUAGGGAAUUAAUGCUACUAAUAUUGAUUUCAAUAUUGAACGUCUCAUAAAAAUAUCGGUAUUUAAAUUCUGCCUAUUUCUAAUCGACUGAACAAUAACAUUAUUAUCAGUUGUACAUAAAAUUUCUUAUAAUAAAUAAAUAAAGUUGAUUCGAG
Molecule: messenger RNA, 919 nt
Organism: Rhizophagus irregularis DAOM 181602=DAOM 197198
Lineage: Eukaryota; Fungi; Glomeromycota; Glomeromycetes; Glomerales; Glomeraceae
Source: RefSeq, a predicted model, not a curated record